GACAGACGGACUGGAGCGCAGGGUGGCACUGCCCCGCAGCAGGGUGACGCGGGAGGAGACAGUCCGUCUGCCAGCCUUGCCGCGGGUCCCCAGGCAGGCAGCGGCACCCGGGCACGCACCCGCAGCGCGGCCACCAGGAGCUGCCAGCGCCUGCUGCAAGCUGCCUCCUCUGCCGGCAGCACCCUCUGCACCUUCUGCCAGGGGCAGGGAAACCGCCAUCAGCAUGGCAGCCAGCGGCCACCGACGGCUUGUCCCAUCCGCUCGGGGCAUCCGCGGUGACCAGGGCACAGCUGCGAGGGCGGCGAUCCGGAGGCCUGCCCCGCGCAGCCCCGCAGCCCCUGCCGCAGCUGUGAAGGGGACAGCCCAGCACAUUGUGAGGGAGGUCCUGAGCAAGGCCGUGGCUGCACAGCAGAGACCCAGCCAGCAGCCAGCGGGACCUGGCACAAAGCACGGCUGUCGCAACGAUAGGAACGGCAGCCCAGGUCCGGGCAGCCGACAGCGGCGAGGCCCCUGCAGCUCUGCCCGCCUUGGCCGAGGAGGAGGAGGAGGAGGGCGAAGACGACAGCGACAAAGAGCUGUCCCAAGGGGAAGAGGUGACCAUUCGUAACAUCUGGGUCAACCCCUCGGUCCUGGAGCUCUUCCAGGCCGUCCACGCUGGUGCCCAGGAGGGGCCCAGCUCGCCCAGCAGCAUGGGCACAGAGGCGGCGGGAGAGGCCGCUGGCGACCUGCAGAGUGCCUCUCCUGCCCCGGCGGGGCUCACGGACACUGAGCCGUCAGGUUCUGCCGUGGACGUUGCUCCUGAGGAAGCGGGGCACCACGUGCCUCUUGCUCCCGCAGCGCGGGAGGAAGCAAAGACACCAGCUUCUCCCGUCUUCGGCGAGCAGGCCACAGCAGCACAGGUAGAGAGCCAGGCACCUGCCCCGCACAGCUUCACAGCCUACGCCGCGGCUCUGCAGGACGUAACCCAGUGCAUCGUGAGGGAUGUCCUCAUCAGUGCUGUGGCUACACAGCUGGGACCCGGCCAGCAGCCAGUGGAACAGUGGGACUGGGCACAAAGCAUGGAUGCGGUGAUGGCACCGCAAACACCUGCAGGACCUCAGGACCCGGAGUCUCCCUUGGCUCGAGAACCUCAGGCAGAGGCCAGCACAGCCCCGCUCGUGCCAGCGGCACGCGACGAUGGAGAAGACACAGCUUUUCCCAUGUCUGGAGGGCACCAAGAAGAGGCCAGCACCACUGUUGUCUCCCAGGCAGUGCACAAGGACAAAGUGGCUUCUUCAUUGCCUCCAAACCCUCCGGCAGAUGCUGGUACACCCCGCCUUGCCCCAGCAGCGGAUGACGAGGGAGACACAGCAGCUUCUCCCUUGGCUCGGGACCCUCGGCACCAGGUGGCCUCCGAGCACAGAGGCGACGCAGAGCCCUCCUCCAGCUGCAGUGACGUGCCCGAGGAUGACCCAGGUACGUCCCCGAGUCGAGUGCCGCCCCGGCGAGGGCAGGCCUGGCCCGGCCGUCUUGGCGAGGACCCAGGCAGCCCCAGCCCGCAGCCGGUGCCCAGGCACGGCCUCCCUGGGCCCAGCGGCGCAGAGGAACCCCGUCCCCGCGCUGCCGCUUGUGCCCCUGCUGGCACAGCCCGGGCUGCGGGACUGCCCCUGCUGCCCAGGCUCACUGCCCACCCAGCCCUGCCCACCUUGGCCUCCACGGCCACUGCUGCUCUCCAGCCACCCGGCCCCGGCCCCGGCACCACCUCCUGCGGGGCGUCAGUCCGUCCCCGGGCCGGUGCUUGGUCCUUGCCUUUGCUGGACUCCCUGGGGUCCCUGGCAGCCCAUUCCUCUGCCCCGGCCAAGUCCCUCCCAAGAGAGCUGCCCAGUCUCCAGCACCGCCACUGCCACCUCCAACGCUGGGGCUUCCCCUGUACCAGCUCUCAGCCUGCUGUGACAGUGGUAGCACAUUUGUGA
Aquila chrysaetos chrysaetos is the source of this 1952-nucleotide messenger RNA. Its product is annotated as translation initiation factor IF-2-like. Bases 690 to 1952 code for a protein of 420 amino acids. NCBI's taxonomy places the organism in Eukaryota, Metazoa, Chordata, Aves, Accipitriformes, Accipitridae. The transcript has 2 exons. The record is from RefSeq and is a predicted model, not a curated record.